AUGAGCGCAGCCAAAGGCAAGAGUUUGCGCCUCAGCUUCAAGGGCGAAGCGCCCAAGAAGCGCAAGAGAAGCCAUGAAUCAUCAUCGGGCUCCCGCAGGCACAAGACAGGACGGAGCCACGCUGACCGCGGCGGCAUUUCGGACGUGGAGGAUGUGGGUGGGGAUGAGCAGGCAUGGGUCUCUGUCGAGUCUGAGCUUGACCUGAGCGGGCCUUGCUUCAUCUUUACACGGUCGCGGCUCGAGCCGCACGCUGCGGUCCAUUCUGUAGCCUUCCAACCAACCCUUCAGAGUGUCGAAGCAGCCGCUGUGCUUCCGGGAUCGGGUCUGGCAUCGAACGACGAUAUUGCCACAUUGCACGCCUCCGACCCGAGGCUAGCAGAGGAGCUCGAGGGCGCCGAGAUCGUGCCGUCGAACGAGUCAUUAGGCAUGGAUACAGAUACGAUCACACCGCAGUCUGUCUACCAGGUCUGGGUGGCUACCAAGGUGCCAGGAAGCGAAUCACCCGCGCGCUUCACCUUCAAGAGUGCCGAGGGCAAGUUUCUCGGCGCGGACAAGCACGGUACUCUCAGAGCUUCGAUGGAAGCACGGGGCCCACAGGAAGAAUGGACCCUGAAGACCGCUGCGGGGCCAAGUGGGCAGCGGCAAUGGAUGCUGCGCUCUGUGCACGGACAAUACCUAGCGCUCGAUCAGGUCGCUGGCGGCAAGACGGUCGUCCGAGCAGAUGCGGAAAGGUCAGAGGCGUCGAGCGAGGAUGCUUCCGCACUUUGGAACAUCAAGGUCCAAUGGAAGCAUCGACACGCGGCCCGUCACGCUUCAGACGAUGCUGAUGCCCAAGGCCUUCGUCGCACAAAGGCAAACGACCCGACCGCACUCCAACACAACGCUCGAGACCAAGCCAUCUCUCAGGAGCUCGACACCUUGCGCUCUCGUGCAGGCGCCCAGUACAUGCCCUCAAAUUACGGAGCGAGCAUGUCGAAAGAGGAGCGCCGAGCGCUACGCAAAGCGCAGAAGGAGGGCAGACUUGCGGAAGAGAUGCUCGAUCGGCGCACCAAGCUCAAAAGCGACAAGUACGCCUGA
This is a messenger RNA of Moesziomyces antarcticus, 1077 nucleotides long. RefSeq names its product actin-bundling protein. Gene Ontology annotation, cellular component: nucleolus; striated muscle dense body; catalytic step 2 spliceosome. NCBI's taxonomy places the organism in Eukaryota, Fungi, Basidiomycota, Ustilaginomycetes, Ustilaginales, Ustilaginaceae. Bases 1 to 1077 code for a protein of 358 amino acids. Gene Ontology annotation, molecular function: actin filament binding. The transcript has a single exon. The record is from RefSeq and is a predicted model, not a curated record.